AACCCACAUUUAAAGUACAAGUGACUACCUCUACAAUACCAACAUUUGCAGAAGAGCCUGCUGAACUAAAGUGCACAGUUUCUGACCUACAGAAUGCGGAUGAUACCCUUCUAACUGCCUCUUGGUACUUCACACCCAUGCUGCCUGCUGAUCAGACUGCUACAAGAGACCUCAUUGCAACAGUAAAGAGGGACUUUACAGUACUCACUGGGGAUAAGUACAGGGACCGAGUCGACAAAGGGCUGAUCAUUGUUUCUAAACCAGAAAGCACAAGUUUCACACUCCGAAUACAGUGGAGUGAGGACUCUGACAGAGGAAAUUAUUCCUGUUCUGUUUCUGCUUGGGCAAAACAAGAUGGUAACUGGGAAGAAAGCAAGACUGAAACUUCAAGUGAUGUUAACAUUUUCUGGGUUCAAGAAGAACCUAAAGUCUUUGCCAAGGCUGUCAGCCAGGGAAGUCCAUCCUCAGCAGGAAGUGCUUUUGAGAUGAUCUGUAGUGUGUCAUCACAGAAUAUCAAGGGGCCUCACUAUUCUGUCUUAAUAACUAGGGAGCAGCCUUCAUCUAAUGUGAAGAAAUUGAUUUCUCUGAACCAUGAAGCAGUGGUAACUCUGGAGGACAAAGCAUACCUGGGGAAUGUUGUUCUAGAGAAGACCAAAGAGGACCAGUUCAGGUUUCGCAUAAGCCAAACACAGAUAUCAGACAUUGGUUUAUAUUAUUGUACAGCAACGGCAUGGACCCCAAGUGGAGGUGGUACAUGGAAGGAGACCGUCAGCGCAAAAUCGAAUGGCAUUAAAAUAGAGUUCCAGUCAACAGGACCAACCUUCAAUGUCACAUUGCAUUCAGACAGCCCAACUGUGCAUCAGUUUGAAAUGGUAGAGCUGCUGUGUACCAUCUCUUUAGGAGAGACUCCAGAUGGAGCUUCAUUCAGCUUGGAUAACGCAGCUUAUGAUGUAUUCUGGUUUGCUGUACGUUCUUAUGACAAUUCAAUUAACCCCACCUUUUUGGCAUCCAUGAGCAGAACAGGGAUGGUAACACAGGCAAGAAGAAACGGUAGCAGUGAUUUAAGUGUGGAGAGGAUUGGAUUGUUGCAGUACCGCCUGCGGGUUCACGGCACCAGAGAUGAGGACUUUGGGAACCAUUUCUGUUCUGUGACACCCUGGGUUAGAAAUUCUGACAGCAGCUGGAUAAAAUCAGAGGAAAUUAAAUCCAAUGAGAUCUUGGUAACUGUACAUGCAGACUUGCUCAGUUCAUUUAAGAUACCAGUCGUAUGUGGCAUUGGCGUAUCUUUGGCUGUUGGACUGUUGGCAUGCCUCAUUGGUUACUGCAGUGCACGAUUUUGCUGCAAGAAGGAUGUGAAGGAAGCAAGACGUGACCACAGAAGGCUUAUGUCAAUGGAAAUGGACUGAAAGGACAAUUAGGAAAUACUAAAGCGGAAACUAGAUAAUUGUUACAGCAUAAACCUUGACCUAUUGAAUGUUGUGUCAGGUGAACAGAAUCCACUCCAGUCCAUGUGGCUUACAAACACUAACAGAAGUCUUCCUUCUUGAAGUUCCAAGGAGACACACUACUGAAAAGAGAAAUGACACUUAUUUUUUAAUCCUAAACAAUUUUUCUAUUUCAAUUUGAAUUACGCUAUUUGUUUAAGCCUUCAGCUGCAAUAAUAUGUUGUGCUGUUUCUUUUGAUAUCUUGCUCUGCUGGGCUACAGAAUUGUUCAGUGUUUGCUGAUGCAAUAAGUAUCACUCUGUUAAGAAACAGAACCCCAUAAUAAUGCCUGGCAGGCAAGUAAAAAUUUGUAAAACAGAGUGCAGCUGAAAUGUUUGUGUAUUCAGUGGUACAGAGUUUUUCAUGUCACUUUUUUUUUUUGCACUAAUUUCUUAUUAAAUGCUCCAUAUCUUCACUCAUUAACCACUCAUUGAGGUACCCAGCUGUGCGUAACAUAGGAUCCUGAGCCAUGGAAAACUGGAAUUAUGAUGGUACUGAGCAGACUUCUGAUGUUGCAUUUAAAUCUGGAUGAGUACACUACUACAUUAAGUUGUCAAAUCUACACACUCCAGAGAUAUGUGAACAUUGUGAUCAUUCUGAUAUUACAUUUCGAUGCUCUGCAAUGUAAUCAUUUACAGGACAUAAGGAAUUGUUGACAUCAUCUAAUAGGUGUUAGUGAUUUGGGGGGGACGAGGACAAUAAUUUGUUAAUUUUCAGGUGUAUGCUUUGUUUUUUAAUUAGGACUUUUCAACUUUAGAACAUGAUUGCAACAGUUAUGAUUGGUGUUAUCCUAUAUUUUUGAGUUGUACUGUUUUAUGUUGCAAGUGCCAAACUUAAAAAUGAUAGUAGUACACACAUCUGAAAAGGCCCUGAAAUGGGAAGCAGGUUGAUGUGUCUAGGUAUAUCCAGAUAAUGAAGUUAAGUGCCCAUAUAAAAGUUUGCUGACACUGCAUUUAUUUACUUUGCUGUUGUACAUUCAUAGAUGAAUUUCUUGUUAUGCAGAGAAGUGAUAUAAAUAUCUGUCAUAAUUUUAUUAUUCCAAAAUGUGGUCAUUUUGCACAUUAAUUUUUUUUGUUUGGGCGCUUCAUAUGUAUAGAUAGUGUUAAGAGAGCUGAAAUUGAUUUUUCAGCAAUAUGUAAAUUCACUGUGAAAUUAUGGACUUCACCGAUUGUGUGUCUGUGUUUUUGUGUGCUUGUAUACGUACAGACACACACACACUUUCACAGCUUUUGUAAAAGGUAGGAGUUUUCUGUUGUAAUUUAUGUGCCAACAAAAUAAUGUCUGAAGCUCAAAAAUAUUUAAUUCGGCCAGUGCAGUACACAUUUCAAAACUAAUCUAAGCUAAGCUUCUCCAUUCUUUUCACAGUAUCUGCUGCCUUGAAAAAAAAUCCUUAUAAAUGUCGUCAGACAUUAUUUGGGAAGGUCCUUAGUCUUGCAGACUGCACUAAUUUUUAGCAACAUUUCAACCACCACAAUAAAUUACAUUGAUGUGUGCACUGCUUUGAGAAAGUUGCAGUCUGCCAUUAUUUUGACUGCUUUACUAAUUCUUGUCAGCUUCAGGUUAUAUAUCCUCAUCCCUUGCACUGCAUGUGCUGUAGGAAUUAACUGAGCAGUCCUUACAAGUCUAGAUCAUAGAGGUGUGCUUUAUUUUGCUAGUGGCGCUUUAUGUGAGAUUAAUGUAAAAGUUUUGGCUAAAAUAAGCAACUAUUGUAUAUAAACAAUGUCACUGGCUUCUCUUUAAUUGCUGCCUGUAAUUGCAGAGUUCAGUAGUUGUAGAGAAUUUUUUUAUUGACACCUGCAGUAAUGUAGUACUGAAAUAACUGCACAGAAAGUUGUUUGUAUUUCAUAGCAAAAAAAAUGUCUCAGGGUUUCCCGGUAGAUAGUGUUUUGCAAGACAGCUUUAUUUGGAUACCUUUCCUUAACUAGACUUGGUCGUUAGAAAUUAGAAUAAAGUUAAAUAACUUCCCAAAUCUGAGGUGUUAAAUACACUCAUGUCACAUUAAAUUAAUUGUAAUUUUUGUUUUAGCUUACUGCAGAAGCUAAUAUGAAAAUGCUGAGCUGAAAAAUUCAGCAUUUGCUUAUGUUUGUUUUUCUAAUUUUUUUUCAAAUGUGUAGUUCAUUUGGUGUUUAUAUAAUUCACCUAUUGAGCAAAUUUAUAUAUUUACUGCCGUCCUCUACCUGUCUUUUUUUUUUUUUUUAGUAACACAGAUGGAGCAAGGGAUUGUAUUUCGGCUCAGAGGGAGAAACUAACCCAGUAAUGUCUGGUACUACAUAUUCUUACACUCCAAAGUUAGAUGGAAUCUGCAAACACACUGACUUUUGUUAUGGCUGGUUGUGUUGAUGGAAUCUAAACACAAAAAUUAUUAUGUCUGAUUCUAGCUUGAAUUUUUUUUUUUUUUUUUGUAUUUAAAGAGUUUGUUCUGAUCUGUACAUUUGUUUUCUGAUCUUAGAAAUCCUGCUAAGUAUCCAGAAUAUGAUGGAUGCCAACGGAUUGUCAAAACAUGAACUGAGAUGUGUCAUGCUACUUUUCUAUCUAUGGUUCCAUUCAAGUGCUGAUUUGUGCUUUUUGUUGAAAUGUGUUGUGAUCUUCCAUGUUGACAUUCUGGAACAUACUAGUAAUCUCUCUAAUUUGUGGUGAUUGAGUAAAAUCAGGAGACUGAGACACAAGAAUCUGACAUUCUUCUUGUACUAUUUUUUUCUACUUACUUCAUCAGCAAAAGCAUUUCACUUUGUUUCCUUUGUACAAGUAUGUAUGUUAUCUCUCGUUGUUUAGAAGGUAAAACCAAUGUAGACUGUUUUGACAGAGUGGAUGUCUGAUUAUUUAAUGGUUUCCUUUUGUUGCCAAAGCCCAUUUUAGGUGUUUUUAGACACAACUCCCAACAGCUAGCUUGGAAGUCUUCAGAAAAGUACUGAUUUUGAAUUAAUGCUGAUUACUUCUACACACAGCCUCAUACAAAUACAUAAUCUUUCUUUCGGCUUUUCCCGGUUAGGGGUCGCACUCUUGCUGUGAGGUGACAACGCUACCGCUGCACCACCGCGGCUUCACAGCCUCAUACAUAAUGAUUGUAGUAAAUUGGUCCAGAUUUCUGUCAAAGGGUUAUGGCAGCUUCCUUCACCGUCCAAGCUCAAAACAGCAUUUAAGAAGGAUAACAUUUGCAGAAAGUCUUGUGCAUUCGAUUUAAUUACUUUUAUGUUUUUUUGUUGUCUCUUAUGUGGUAUAUACAUCUAACUACAAAAUGGCAGUUCGAAUUCUCUAAGUUGGCCAUCAGUGAAAAAAAUAUUUACAUCACAGCCUGUAUUAUGGCGUAUUCAAAGCUGUUUUGGAUGCUGGAAAGUUUUUUUCCACAUUGAUGUAUUAAAACUGAAUUUUUUAAGGGCUGCUGUAAAAGGUUUCUUUCCUUAGAGGUUGGCAUGAUGACCCCUCAGCUAAUCAUAAAUUGCUGUUUUCAUUCAGAAAUGAGGGUAGAUGGUGGUCAGUCUAUAGCUGUAUCUAAUAAUUUCCUUAAAGUUUGACAUCAGGCAAAACGAUAUGGUUUCAUAAGAAGCCUUGAAGAGUAUCACUUACAAAAAGAUGUCAAAACAAAAUGAAUACCAGGAGUAGAAAGAAAACAAAACAUGGUUGCAAAAUAAAAAAAAAAGUAGAAUGUGACAGUUUGUCUGGUUAUCUGUUGGGCACAAAAUAUGUAACAGAAUGGUUACCAGGAUGAAAAUCAGCACUAGUAUGGAAAUGGGUAAAACAGAGUAAUGUUAAUAAAAUUAUUGACCAGUUACACUACAGAACUCACUGGCAGUUAUUCACGCAACCCACUUGUCAGUACUAAUUUGACAAUAUUUUUUUCCCCUUACAUAAGCCUUGUUCAUUUGAUUUCUUUUGUUGUGGCUAAGCUAAAUGAAUUUGUCUGAAUUUAAAAAACGCAUCUUAUUUGUGGUGUCAGAAUAUUUUUGGGUUCUCCUACAUUUUACAACUUUGUAGUCUGUGAAAGUAAAAUGUUUGGAAAUCAAGUGCCAGAAGUUUAUUCUAAACAGCAAUAGUUCUAGUAGCUAGAGUAGUACUCUUCCUUUUUAUGUCCAUUUUAAAUAUUUUUGCCAUCUUUUCUUAAACAAUUAGGAAUCAUUUUAAUCCAAUUUUAAAAGUUAAAAUACCAGUGUACUGAAGUAAGCCAAAAAUACUUACUUUUUUGAACUGUAAUAGAUUUCAGAGACUACUAGGCUUAUUUUUUGGUAAGAUCAUUACAAUGUGUACAUAAAUAUUGAGUAUUUCUUAAAGGUUUUGUAUUGUAUUUUUCCCUUAGGAAAAAAAAUGUCCAUUUCCAAUGGUUCAAGGAUAACAUUGUAAAACUGAAAAAGGAUUAUAAUAAAACAAGCAUUUGUCAAUGCUGAACCUUCA
Molecule: messenger RNA, 5869 nt
Organism: Protopterus annectens (West African lungfish)
Lineage: Eukaryota; Metazoa; Chordata; Ceratodontiformes; Protopteridae
Gene: PTGFRN
Product: prostaglandin F2 receptor inhibitor
Source: RefSeq, a predicted model, not a curated record